This is a messenger RNA of Effrenium voratum, 321 nucleotides long. The record is from the annotation of a GenBank genome assembly. Lineage: Eukaryota; Dinophyceae; Suessiales; Symbiodiniaceae.
AUGUCUACACCCGAACUGGAACCAGGGGAGGUGUGCCCCAGGCGUUUUGGCCUGAACUAUGACCCACCGGCCAUCAUCCUCGAGUAUCUCGAGGUGAGCACUGGAAAGCUGUUCCACCGAAAGGUGGGCCUCAAGCGGCUCCGCGCCGGCACGGACCCCGCGCGCGUGGCCGAGAAGCUGCGGCAGAGCAAUCGGCCGCUGCUCACGGAGGACCGGCGGGCGGGCGGCAAGCCGCGGCUUGAGCCGAGGGCGCGAGGUUUGCAGGUCCUUGGCCUUUCGCCGCUGCCUUCUGGCCAUAAAAGCUUCACGCUUCUGCUGUAG